AGUUGCGCGUCGACGUUCUGUGGGGGAGUAUGUGUCGAUGGCGUCAUUGUUUUACGUAUCGCAACACCCGCCACUUUUAAACACAAAUUAAAAGCCGCCCGAACAUUAAGCUUUUACGAUAAGGAUUGAUACGUUCGUUUCAGGGGGUAAACUUUGGGUUUUUUUCUGAUACCAAAUGGGGCCUAAAUAAAUUAGAAAGGGUUGUCGCGCGCUUAAAUAAAUAACAUGGCGUGCAAGGCCUUUCAUUAGCAUCUGAGAUAGCGAAAUUUCCUGACAAUCAACAAUAGUUUUGUGUAAAUAUGCCGUCGUUUAUAGUGAAAUAGUGGUAGUUGAGUUGGUAGUGUGUUGUGAUACUAUAUUAUUAUAAUAUUGUUGUGAAUCGAAAUGGCUCUAAUUGCGGAUUUAUUGCCCGUUUUCGUGUGGUGUAUCACCCUUUCUGGAUUUCCCGUAAAUGCACAAUACCGUUCACCGCGCAUAAGUGAACAUCCUUCCGAUAUAAUAGUCGCCAAGAAUGAGCCAGUUACUCUAAAUUGCAAAGCGGAAGGUCGUCCCGAACCUUCAAUUGAAUGGUUUAAGGAUGGAGAACCCGUAAGAACCUCACCAGUCGACAACAAAUCCCAUCGAGUCUUGCUACCCUCCGGCUCUCUGUUCUUUCUACGAACGGUGAAUAGCAAAAAGGAGCAAGAUGGUGGAGUAUAUUGGUGUGUCGCUAAGAAUAUCGCCGGAUCAGCCGUGAGCCGUAAUGCCACUCUGCAAGUUGCCGUUUUACGGGACGAAUUUCGUGUUGCUCCAACGGAUACGAGAGUGGCGGCUGGAGAAACGGCUCUACUGCAAUGCGGUCCCCCAAAAGGACACCCUGAGCCAAACGUCGUUUGGAAAAAAGACGGUAGCGAAGUCGAACUCGACACUCGAAGAAUACGAAUCGUAGACGGUGGCAAUUUGAUGAUCUCAGAUGUUAGGCAGCACGACGAGGGACGUUACCAGUGCGUCGCCCACAACCUUGUCGGUUCUAAGGAGACGCCGCCGGCCAUGCUCACCGUCCACGUGAAACCCUUUUUUAAUAAAGAACCUCAAGAUGUAAUCACGUUGGUGGGGCAGAGGGUUGUUUUUCAAUGCGCGGUCGACGGUGAACCUGUCCCCAAUGUGCUUUGGCGAAGAGAAGACGGUAAGAUGCCCAUUGGAAGGGCGCGAAUCAUGGACGAUAAGUCGCUCUUGAUCGACAGCGUCCAGACUUCGGAUGAAGGUUUAUACAUUUGUGACGCGGAAAAUUUGGUCGGAAGCGUGACUGCGCGAGCUUCACUGACUGUCAACUCGCCUCCUACAUUCAUUGAGAAACCGAGGGACCAAAAAGUUAGUCUUAAUGGUAUUGUCGAAUUCAACUGCGCGGCUUCUGGCAAUCCGCCGCCUUCGGUGUUUUGGAGUAAGGAAGGUUCGCAACUGUUGAUGUUCCCGGAAACGUCUUACGGGCAUAUGCAUGUCAAUUCGCAGGGCACCUUGAAAAUUCAAGGAGUCCAGAGGGAGGACGCGGGGUUUUUGGUUUGCUCGGCGUUGAGCGUUGCGGGUUCUAGUAGCGUGAGGGCAUUUCUUCAGGUCAUUUCUGUUGCGGACUUCCCGCCUCCGAUAAUCCAGAUAGGUCCUGCCAAUCAAACCUUGCCGUUGCACAGCAUGGUGACUCUGCAUUGUAAGGCAUCCAGUCCUGAAGGGGAACAGCCCAAAACACGUUGGUUGAAAGACGGGAAGAUCUUGCAGCACGUUAGUCUUCCAGAUAGGUACACAAUUAGCAGUAAUGGCGUUUUGGAUAUUGAUGAUUUACGCCUCGACGAUUCUGCCUUGUAUACUUGCUCGGCGGUUACCGAAAGUGGAGAGAGCUCUUGGUCGGCAUCUCUGAGCGUCGUCGAGGGCUCGGCUACACCGCUACAUCGAAGUCCGGAUCCGUCGACGUUUCCGAAGGCUCCCAGCAAACCGCGGAUUUUGAACGUAACGGAAUCGAGCAUUGUGUUGUCUUGGGAUAGUGACGAUGAAGAAAAUCUGGUAGGUUACACUGUUGAAUAUUGGAGCCCCGAUCUGCAAACUGGCUGGGUGGUUGCGGCGCAUCGCGUCUCCAGUCCUUAUAUGUCAGUGCGCGAACUGAAACCCGAUAGUUCCUAUGUGUUUAUAGUGCGCGCGGAAAACGCUCACGGACUGUCUCCUGCCAGCACGGUAUCGUCAGUUGCUCGAACGUUAAGCAAUUCGAGAGCGGUUCCACGUUCCGAGCUCGACACCGCGAGAUCUAUGUUGAGUACUAAAAUUGUAGAGCUACGAGAUGCCCGUCCGUUAUCUUCAAGCUCGGUAAAAUUGCUGUGGACGUUAUCGGUUACCGCGCCUGAUUACGUUGAAGGUAUUUACAUUCGGUUUCGCGAGUUAUCUGGCGGUUCCCACAAUUACAAUAUUCUUACCGUCCUAGACGUACAAAGUGGUAGUUACGCGGUGACGAAUUUAAAGAAGUAUACCAAAUACGAAUUUUUCCUUUCGCCGUUUUAUAAAUCUGUCGAAGGGCAACCUUCAAACUCGCAAAUAUCGCAAACGUUAGAAGAUGUACCGUCAGCACCACCUGAUAGUAUUACCGCUGGCUUGUUUAAUGAAACGACUGGAUGGGUCCGAUGGUCGCCGCCUCCACCUCAACACCACAACGGGAUAAUUGUGGGGUAUAAGUUGCAAAUUAAAGGCAGCGCAAUUCGUUCUUUAACAUUAAACUCCACUACGACAUCAGUUUUGGUCAGUAACCUAACUAGUGGGGGUUCUUAUAAUGCAAGAGUAGCGGCUUUAACGCAGAUCGGUAUGGGCCCAUUCUCUACUGCCGUCCCUUUGCUAAUUUCGCCAAGAGCACAGAGUCCCAGGACUCUGGGCCCGUUUGUACCUCUAGUGAGGCAAACGUGGUUCGUGGUUCUGCUGGCAGUAUUGGCCUUGUUAUUGUUGAUCGGAACCGGUGGAUUUUUAUACCUAAAACGAAAGCAUUCGCUGAGUAAACAACUGGGACACCUCAACGUCCCAGUUGUCAACGCAACGCAGCUAAACACAAAAGAAAGCCUGUGGAUUGAUCGUGGGUGGCGACCAGCAGACUGUGACAAGGAUUCUUCGAUUCCUUUAGCGCCACAACCCGCCGACUAUGCCGAGGUAGAUACCAAAAGCAUGUCGACAUUCUACAACUGUCGAAAAUCACCAGAAAAUCCGACCCCGUACGCGACCACGAUGCUUUUACCACCACCGACAUGGUCGGAAUUAAUACCACCGCCUCCCGACCACCCUCCACCCGAAUGUCCCCGCGAAAACCCACCAAUACCGCCACCACGCGGCGGCAGCAGCUGUGGAAGCGGUGGUUACGCCUGCUACGCCGUUCAUGUUCCUAAUCAACCCAGUCUGUGCAACAAUAGACUUCCACAGUACCCUAGAGGAAACAACCCGUGUACCAACUGCGACGCACAUUGUUCCCUUGCCAGUGGUAGUUCCGGUCGCAGGUCCACCCCCAGAGGACACUACCAUCACUCGCACAACUGUGAUAAUAAAGUGUGGGGAAAUCACUUUAAUUGGGACGACGGGGACGCCGACGUCGAGACUGAUAAACACUCUUGUUCGAGCAGCCACGACACCACAUGCUCGUGUAGCGAAUCUUCGUGUUUAUACGCCGAAGCGGGCCCUUCAACCCCGGCCAUAAAACCACCACCAUCGCAGUGCCAAAUGAAGCGAUGCGUCAAGUGAAACACAAACUUAAACAAAUUGCCUCCUCCAUUUGUUGACUAGUCGUUAGAUGUUUAGUUACCCUUUAACUCUUUGGUCUUCCCCUCUCGCAAUCAUCUCCUCUCAGAAACGAAUCACCCGUCCAUAGUUUCAAAAAUUUGCCGAAAAAGGGUUUUAUAUAAUAUAUCAUAGAAAGCUGUGACGACUGAUCUUUUUUUAUACACGUGUAGAUAUUUUCUAAAACUUGAUACAAUCUUGACUGAAUUCCUAUUAUUCUUUAGCAAUAUGUCGAUUAGAGAAAAUCCUAAGUAAUUGUUAAACUAUUGUGAUCUAGGUUAUAUUAUCGUGUGGCGCGUGUAAAUAAUAUUGUUAUAAACUAAUUCAUAUUUGUAACAUUUGUAGCAA
Photinus pyralis (common eastern firefly) is the source of this 4119-nucleotide messenger RNA. Its product is annotated as roundabout homolog 2-like. The transcript is spliced from 7 exons. The record is from RefSeq and is a predicted model, not a curated record. Gene Ontology annotation, biological process: Roundabout signaling pathway; axon guidance; cell-cell adhesion. The coding region runs from base 385 to 3735 and encodes 1116 amino acids. Gene Ontology annotation, molecular function: protein binding; axon guidance receptor activity. Gene Ontology annotation, cellular component: plasma membrane; axon. Lineage: Eukaryota; Metazoa; Arthropoda; Insecta; Coleoptera; Lampyridae.